GCCUGUUUUUAAGCUGUCGUUCAGGUCCAGAUAUUAAGGAUGAAUUUUCUCUGCCUUUCCACACUUGCUAUUUUAUGCAGGUUUGCUUCAAGUGCAGAGUGGUGUUAUCAGACCCAAGUUACUUGCUCCAAUCACUCAUGUAUAGGACCAGAUGACUGGGCAACAGUAGCCAGAGAGUGUGGAAACAAUAAACAGUCGCCAAUUAACAUUAUUACAAAUAAAGCUUCUGCAGACAGUCGACUGACCCCAGUACAGUUUACAAACUAUCAAGAGAAACUCAAUGCUGUGAUUGUAAACAAUGGACAUACAGUGCAAAUUAACCUGCCGGACAGAGCAAAAAUUAAUGGAGCCAAUUUAGGAUCCACUUACAAAGCUCAGCAGCUUCACCUGCACUGGGGAAAGAAUGGAGGACCUGGAUCAGAACAUACUAUUGAUGGAGAGAAAUACCCUAUGGAGCUUCACGUUGUACAUAUAAAAGAAGAAUACAACUCUGUAGAGCAGGCUCUGGGUGACUCUUCUGGAGUGGCUGUUCUGGGGUUUUUCUAUGAGGAAUCAGAAAAUGUUAAUAAAAAUUAUGACGCCAUCAUAAAUUCUCUGACAAACAUUACACACCCUGGCAGCAAUGCAACACUUGGAGCCAUAUCAUUAGACAUGCUCAUUCCUAAUGAAGACUUGAAGAAGUACUUUCGCUACGAGGGCUCGCUCACCACACCGGGAUGUGCUGAAGCAGUGGUCUGGACCAUUUUUGAGAAAACUAUACCACUCAGCAAGGAACAGCUUUCUGCAUUUUCGAACUUGACGUUUUCAGAUGGGACGGCCAUGGUAAACACAUUCCGACCUGUUCAGCUGCGUUACGAUCGUACUGUUUAUUAUUCAAGGAGUUACAGCUUUCAUGUUAGCACUAUCUUAUUGGUCAGCACUGUUUUCACAUCCCUCUGUGUUCUCACGGUCUGAUUUAUGGUUAUCUGUUUAGAAAGUUAUUUAUCGCUCAUCAAUAAUUCAAGACAAAUCAGAGUUUAUUUAUUGCAUGUCGUUCAGCCAUGUGUGCCUUCAACAGCCCUAAGCACUGGAAAAAAAAACUAUUAGGACUUACUUUAAGACACUUUUCACUAUUAAUUACAAUGAUAUAGAAAGUAAUAACAAAAUAAACUUGGGAUUUUAAGGCAGAGAACAUUUCUUGUAUAGAGUGUGUUUACAAAUUUCAUUUUUUAGUUUACUGUUGUAUUGUAAGUCACAUAAACUGUUGUAACAUCUGUAAAUAAUUAAUUAUAAUUCCAAUUAUUUUCAGUCAUAAUUUUGACAUCUAUAAAACUUACAGAAAUGUUGGAAUGAAUGAUUACAUGUAACUGCGUCCCUCACUGUUUCUGCACAAUUUGUCCCAGUUAUGUACCCCCAUGUACAUUUCUGGAGAGCAUGAAUAAUGUAGCCAGAGCUACAUAUGGCUGCAUUUUGCCUUUUAAACUAAUGCUACGAGGCGGCAGUGUUCGAACUAUACGGUGGCCUUUUUUUUUAAUUUGGGAGGAGGGUGUAGGCUAUAAAACAGACAGGAUCCCAGUCCUUAAACAGCAAUGUAUAAACAAAAAAUCAAUAAAUAUAAAACAAAUAUUUCUAUAUUUGUAACUAAUAUUACAAAGUAGGCUAAAUGAACAAAACACCACGAUAGUUUCAGUUUGCUUUCUCGCUAAAAAGCGUUUAUUUUCUCACCAAUAACUUUCUUUGACCCUUGAAAAUAUCUUUUGAAACAUUUAUUUUAACAUGCACAAACAACAGCAGCCUAAACAACAGAACAUCGAUGUCUAAUUUGACCUGCAGUGCUUCUGUGAGAGGACUACAUUCAUUUAGAUAAAAUAAACAAACACAAAUAUGGUUCACUUAGGCCCAAUCCCAUUUCUACCCCUUAGCCCUUCUCCUGUCCCAAUUCUCUAGCUUGAAGGCAUUGGCUAAGGGGAAGGGGUACCCUUCGAAAAGAGAUUUUUGAGGACCCCACUCGAAACCAAGGGGUAAGAACAUUUCCCAGAAUACACCAGCCACAACGGCAGCAUAGCUGAACCCGGAAGAAGAUCAACAAAUUACUAAUUUUGGUCAUUAUAAAGAAUUUUUACAACAAAUAAGCACAUGUUUUAAUAUAUUCAUAACCGCGUUCGUGUUUUACCGUCAUGCUUAAAAAAAAAAACGCUGAAAUAUAAACCACUAAAUUUCACUGUCUAUAAUCUCUAAUAAUAACUCCUGUACUGCAGUACCACAAUAUUCUGACACUCGAUGACACUGGUCAGUAAUGUUUAGUAGUUGGGAAUGAGCUUUUUACAGUGUGUCUGCUAUAAUGUUAAUGCUGUUUUUGGUGUGUUUACAUAGAUGAAUAUUGUCACAAAUUUUGAAGCCCUUCCCCUUAACAUUUGGUUUUAAGGGCCAUGGGUAAGGGGUAGGGGUACAAAAAUAGAAUUGGGAUUGGGCAUUACUCAUCAAAAUAAAUAACCUCAUCAUGUAGCCACUAAUUUUUCUAUUCGCUCUAUAAGUUCAAGAUGAUGGCACUAAGGACAGCAUAUGCUUAGGCUGUCAUAUCAUAGGCCUGUAGAAUGACAUGGGAUCUCUCUUUUCACUCCAAUAAAUCAUAAUCACGAAUUCAAAAAUGAAGGAAACACCACUGAAGAGGGUUCCGUCUUGUCAAGUUACUCUGCUUUCAGCUUAAUUGUCCAACAUGUUAACUGCAAUUUUUGCUGUGUUUAAAAAAAGAACAUUGUAUUGGCCUACUGUAUGAAGCAACGCAGCACAACAUCAUAUCAUUUGUUUCAGAAAAUGAAUAAGCAGUGUCUCAACGUCCAUAUGAAAGCAUCUGGCUGUCAGUCUUUGACAUGACUGGACUUUGCUCCUCAGCGCCCCCAGACCUUGUGCUCAUGACAAUAAUAGCAUCUGUAGUUACCUUUUUUAAAUGUGGUGUAAAUUGCCGUCAUGCAUGAAUAUUUUUGCACUUUUACACAUAAUAAUCCAUGAUCACAUUACACAAUACUGAAAUCGCAUGUCAAAAUAACACAUUGUCAGUAUUUUUGACAAUAAAAUGCACCACAUAUGUUAACAAACUUGAGAUUCAGAGAGGAAUUGACUGUGACAACAAGGUUUGAGUUGGGAAAAGAACGGUUCCAGAAAGCAGUUUAAAUGAGAUUGCAAGGGCUUUAUUUUCUGGACUGCAUUUAAAACUGUCUGUUGGGUUUAGAAAAGGUAGUGAGUGGGUCAAUCGUUGCUUGUGAAAACACUAUGGGUCAGGUUUAUGGACGGGGGUGGUUGAAGGGGGAUCGGUCAGUCAGUCAGGCAGACGACAGCGGCCUCUGGUGGAUUUACGUGAGAAGAGCAGGUGUGAAGGGCACUCGAAAGAGGUGACAUCUGAAAAAGCAUACACAGUAGCCUCUGGUGGAUUCGCAAAAACCUACCUCCUAGGACAUAUUUGGGACCCUCCAGAAAUGUAUGCAGGGUUACUUAUACAUAAUUAGCAGGGGUUGAAAUUAAAAGGUGAAAGUGAGACUGUAUAGCACAUAAGCAACAAAGAGUACAUAGAGGAACAUGGUUACAUUUUAAUGUGUGACAGACAAUGCUUGAUAACUGUGGUGGUUUGGGGGAAUUAAUGAUUAUAAAGACUGUACUGUGUAACUGUUCAGUCUAAACUGUAAUACAAUAAAACAACAA
Molecule: messenger RNA, 3675 nt
Organism: Danio aesculapii
Lineage: Eukaryota; Metazoa; Chordata; Actinopteri; Cypriniformes; Danionidae
Gene: ca4b
Product: carbonic anhydrase IV b
Exons: 8
Coding region: 40-954 (304 amino acids)
Cellular component (GO): plasma membrane
Molecular function (GO): carbonate dehydratase activity; zinc ion binding
Source: RefSeq, a predicted model, not a curated record